Messenger RNA from Dicentrarchus labrax (European seabass), 7721 nucleotides. RefSeq names its product Ca++-dependent secretion activator 2 (gene cadps2). The transcript is spliced from 30 exons. The record is from RefSeq and is a predicted model, not a curated record. Lineage: Eukaryota; Metazoa; Chordata; Actinopteri; Moronidae. Gene Ontology annotation, biological process: positive regulation of exocytosis; synaptic vesicle exocytosis; dense core granule exocytosis. Gene Ontology annotation, cellular component: glutamatergic synapse. Bases 321 to 4238 code for a protein of 1305 amino acids.
GGGCGCGCGCUGCCAUUCCGACACUCAUCCCCUGUGUGACGGCACGAAGCGCACGCGGCGACAACCCCCAAAUAUUAACCGUUAAAACUCCGCCCACCCCCCCACAAAAAAAAGGAAAAAACAAAAACAACCCCGACGUUGCUCUCCGGUCUUGGCUUAGACUCAAACACACCACCGACCGCAGGAGGGAAGGACUGUCGGACGGUAAAGUGCAGCUGUUAACGCCACGUCGACUAAAACAAACAAAGUAAAGCUUAAACAGUUGUUUCUCUAUUUCUUUUGAUUUGUCGGUCUGAACCGGAGUUUUAACAGCGUGAACAAUGCUGGACCCGUCCUCCAGCGAAGACACCGGCGGGGAGUCGGACCCAGAAGUUGUCCAGGAGGCUCCGAAGAAACCGGCUGCCUCCUCGGCGGGGAAACGGGGGAGCAACAACCGGGCGGGCGGCCAGCAGCGACAGUCCGCCGCACCUGGAGGUCCCCCAGGCAAAGGUGCUAAAGACAGCAACGCUACAGGUGAAGAGGAGGAGAGGAAGGAGCGCGAGCGGAUCCAGAAGGAGGAAGAGGAGAGAAAAAUUAAACUUCAGAUUUAUGUGUUUGUCCUGCGGUGCAUAGCCUACCCGUUCAACGCCAAGCAGCCCACCGACAUGGCCCGGCGGCAGCAGAAGGUGAACAAGCAGCAGCUGCAGGCGGUGAAGGAACGUUUCCUGGCUUUUCUCAACGGAGAAACUCAGAUUGUGGCCGAUGAAGCUUUCUGCAAUGCUGUGAGGAGCUACUAUGAGGGUUUCCUGAAGAGUGAGCGGGUUUCCAGGAUGGUCCAGAGCGGCGGCUGCUCAGCCAACGACUUUCGCGAGGUCUUCAAGAAGAACAUCGAGCGGCGCGUCAGAAGCCUCCCAGAGAUCGACGGCCUGAGCAAAGAGACGGUGCUGAGCUCCUGGAUCGCCAAAUACGAUGCCAUCUACAGGGGGGACGAGGACAUGCGGCGUCAGCCACAGCGGGCGCACCUGAGCGCUGUGUCUGAGCUCAUCCUCAGUAAGGAGCAGCUGUACGAGAUGUUCCAGCAGAUCCUCGGCAUCCGCAAGUUUGAGCACCAGCUGCUGUACAACGCCUGCCAGCUGGACAACGUGGACGAGCAGGCGGCUCAGAUCCGCAGAGAGCUGGAUGGAAGGUUACAGCUGGCCGAGAAGAUUUCCAGAGAGAGGAGAUAUCCAAAGUUUGUCUCUGGUGACAUGGAGCCUCUUUAUGUGGAGGAGCUGCGUUCGUCGGUCAACCUGCUCAUGGCCAACCUGGAGAGUCUGCCGGUGUCCAAAGGAGGUCCCGACUUCAAACAGAAGCUCAAACGAUCCUCCAUGAACAACUCCUUCCUGGACAUGGGAGACGAGGGGGACAUCCUGUCCAAGUCUGAUGUCGUGCUGUCCUUCACUCUGGAGAUUGUGAUAGUGGAGGUCCAGGGUCUGAAGUCUGUGGCUCCAAACCGGAUCGUUUACUGCACCAUGGAGGUGGAGGGAGGAGAAAAGCUGCAGACAGAUCAAGCUGAAGCCUCCAGACCACAGUGGGGGACUCAGGGGGACUUUACCACGACUCACCCCCUGCCCUCGGUCAAAGUGAAGCUGUUCACAGAGAGCACCGGGGUCCUGGCUCUGGAGGAUAAGGAGCUGGGCCGGGUGGUCUUGAAUCCAACCACGAAUGGGCCGAAGCAGGCCGAGUUCCACCGGAUGGUCGUCCCGAAGAACAGCCAGGACACAGAGCUGAAGAUCAAACUGGCUGUUCGCAUGGACAAGCCACCCAACAUGAAGCACAGCGGGCACCUGUAUGCUUUGGGACAAAGAGUCUGGAAACGCUGGAAAAGAAGAUAUUUUGUUCUUGUUCAGGUGAGUCAGUACACAUUUGCCAUGUGCAGCUACAGAGAGAAGAAGGCAGAGCCUCAGGAGUUGAUGCAGCUGGAGGGCUACACAGUGGACUACUGCGACCCACAACCAGGUCUUCAGGGUGGCCGGGUGUUUUUUAAUGCGGUGAAGGAGGGCGACCUGGUGAUGUUUGCCUGUGACGACGAGCAGGACCGGAUGCUGUGGGUCCAGGCCAUGUACCGAGCCACUGGACAGUCCUACAAACCAAUCCCACCGACGCAGAACAAAACCACAAACUGCAGAGGAGGAAUCCAGAAACCAGCAUCCCCCAUCAGUCUGGAUCCAUCUCAGCGCCAGGGGGUGGAGGAGCUGAUCUCUGCAGCUCCGUGUCGCUUCGACCACGCCGCCCUGUUCACCAUUUUACAGAAAAACACUCUGCAGCACCGCAUGAACGACUCCUUCUCCUGCCUGGGUUGGUUCAGCCCCGGUCAGGUGUUUGUCCUGGAUGAGUACUGUGCUCGAUAUGGUGUUCGAGGCUGCCACCGUCACCUGAGCUACCUGAAGGAUCUGAUGGAUUAUUCAGAGAACAACGCGUUGGUCGACCCCACUCUGCUGCACUACAGCUAUGCCUUCUGCGCCUCCCAUGUCCAUGGAAACAGGCCUGAUGGGAUGGGGACGGUGACCGUGGAGGAAAAAGAGCACUUUGAGGCCAUCAGGAGUCGGCUAAUGACUCUUCUGGAGAACCAGAUCACACAUUUUAGGUACUGCUUUCCCUUUGGACGACCAGAUGGGGCCCUGAAGGCAACGCUCUCCCUGCAGGAACGGGUGUUGAUGAAGGACAUCACCACUCCUGUUCCCCCAGAGGAUAUGAAGAAACUUGUGCAGAAAUGUCUGGAAAAAGCAGCUCAAAUCAACUACAGUCAGCUGAUUGAAUACGCUCAGAUCAAAGUGGAUGCUCAGGCAGCUCCAGAGAAGAGGCUUGAGGACAUGAUGCGUCUGGGAGAACUCUGCAUCGAAGUCCUGCAGCAGAACGACGAGCAUCACUCCGAGGCUUUCUCAUGGUGGCCGGAGCUGAUGGCUGAACAUGCUGAGGCAUUUCUGUCUCUGUACAGAGCCGACAUGGACGCUGCGCUGCAGGUCCAGCCUGUCGACUCCUGGGACAGCUUCCCACUAUUCCAGCUUCUCAACAACUUCCUGCGAACCGAUCCUCACCUGUGCAAUGGGACGUUCCACAAGCACCUGCAGGACCUGUUCGUCCCCCUGGUGGUGCGCUACAUCGACCUGAUGGAGUCGUCCAUCGCCCAGUCCAUCCACCGUGGCUUUGAGCAGGAAACCUGGCAGUCCGUCAAGUCGUUAACUAACAAUCUAGCGAGCGUUCCUCUUCCCAAAGUACCCAGCCUCCCUCUCACGCUGCCACAGAUGCCCAGCUUCUCCACACCCGCCUGGAUGGGACCGCUGUGUGAGAACACCUUGCAAGGAAUAAAUCUACCUGACAUCUUUAAUGGCUCAGCCACAUCGGAGGAUUUGUUCUGGAAGCUGGACGCUCUGCAGAUGUUCGUUCUGGACCUCCAUUGGCCUGAGCCUGAGUUCGCCAAACAUCUGGAGCAGAGACUCAAACUGAUGGCCAGCGACAUGAUGGAGGCCUGCGUCAAAAGAACAAAAUCUGCAUUUGAUGCCAAAAUGCAGAAAGCAAGUAAGUCAACAGACUUCCGGGUGCCACUGUCAGUCUGCACUAUGUUCAACGUGCUGAUGGACGCCAAGAAGCAGUGCUCCAAACUCUGCGUGCUGGACACCGGUGAGGAGAUUGACAAACAAUGGCAACAGUACCACUCCAAAAUCGAUGUUCUGAUUGACGAGGCGUUUAAAGACAUGAUUUCCUCCCUCGUCUCAAAGUUUGCUGCUGUUUUAGACUGCGUCCUCUCCAAGCUCUCGAGAUACGAUGAAGGGACAUUCUUCUCUUCAAUCCUCUCUUUCACAGUGAAAGCAGCUGCCAAAUAUGUGGAAGUCCCUAAACCAGGGAUGGAUCUGGCCGACACUUACAUCACCUUCGUACGGCAGAACCAGGACAUCCUCCGAGACCGUGUUAACGAUGAGCUGUACAUCGAGAAGGUGUUUGAUCAAUGGUACACCGGCUCCACGAAGGCUGUGUGUGUUUGGCUGACAGACAGACUGGACCUGCAGCUCCACAUGUACCAGCUGAAAACACUCAUCAAGAUUGUGAAGAAGACCUACCGUGACUUCAGGCUGCAGGGCGUCCUGGAUGGCACGCUGAACAACAAGAGCUACGAGACCAUCUACAACCGGCUUACAGUGGAGGAAGCCACAGCGGCUGUCAAAGCGGGAGACGGCCUGCAGGGUAUCAGCAUGAGAGACAGCGAUGAGGAGGACGAUUAAACACACACAUUUCAUACUUUCACACACUGUGUUACUGCUUGAUUAUCAUCCUCUCUUACAGAUCAGGACCUUAUAUUACAGUUAAUGAUAUGCGUCCUCUAUAGUGAACUCUACUGAAACUACAGUAACAAAUGUAAUAUUAUAAUAAGGCCCUGAAAAUGAAAAAGAAACAUCAAAACAAAAUGUCAUGCUAACUUUAGCUAGCUGUUCUCCACUGAACUCCACUUCAUUCAGUCUAAAUCAAUAUAAACUAAAACUAAUCAGAAAUGUAUAUCUGGCCGCUGAGCAAAACACUUGCUGUGUGAUUAACUGCAGGGAUAGGUAAUGUUAGAUAGCGAGCCAACCCCUUUUAGCUCACUCAUCAUCUCCUGAUGGAAAAUAUAAACAAAAACAUAUCUGACACUGUAGGUGACUAAUAUAAUUUCAUCAUAAUGUACACAAAGGGAUACCUGUCACCUGGUAUCAGGACAAGUCACACUCACAAUAGAUUAGCUAGCAGACCAUGUUGUUAAUGCAUGUUCUCUGUUCAACACUUACAACCGCAGUAAACCUCUUUAAAGGUGCAGUGUCCAAGUUUAGGAGGAUCUAUUGGUAAAAAUGGAAUAUAAUAUGCAUAACUUUGUUAUCAUUAGUAUACAAUCACCUGCAUAUAGGAACCAUUGUGUUUUUGUGACCUCAGAAGGAGCCAUUUUAUACCAUUUUAUCCUUUCGCACUUGGAAGGGGAGGGUGAAGCGAGGGGGUUUCAAUCUGCAACUACACUGCUAGAUGCCACUAAACCCUACAGGAAAACGAUAGAAAGAAGAAAUGGUUAUCAGGCACAAUGUGCUUCUUAACAGCAAAGCAAGCUACACUAAUGUUAGCUAGUAAGUUAUUUUCUAAUAAAGUUUGCUUCACUCAGUCACACUCAAGAACAAAAAUUUGAAAUCUGAACUCUUUAAAAAGGUAAAAAUUUGAUAAAGAUACAUCGUGACCAGACCUGAAUUAAAGUUAUACCCCUGAUUUGAAUUUAACGUUACGUAAGCUGGCUGACGUUAAUUUAAUAGCUAUCAUAUUUCUAAAUAACAGGACACAUUCAUUCAGACAGCUGUUGUUAGGUGAUGAUGGACACAUUUAGAACAGUUACAGUCAUAAUAGAUAAUGGAGUCCAGCAGUUACAUAGCUUUCUUGGCCUACCAUAAAAAUAACUCCACAGAAAUUCUGCAUCAGCUUUUUGAUUUAAAUACAAAUUUAUCAUGAGGAGAACUAAAUAAAGAAAUCUUCACAAAUUAAAGGAUAGGGCUGGCAUUGUUGUAUAUUUUUCUUUAACAAAUCCAAAGAAAAGACCAAAACCAACAAUGUUGUUGUCAAUUUCUCAAUACUUUCCAACUUCUCUACCCUGUGUGAUUCAUCAUGGAGGUGAAAAGGUGAACCCUUUUUAUGCUUUACAGCCACAUACCUUAUUUUCUCUUUAGACUGAAAACUUUGAUGCUCAAAAAAAUCUUUUGAAAAAAACUACAACGUCAUGCUUCACACUGUUUCUCUCCGACUCCUCCGUGCAGAGUGCAGUUGCACAUGUGCAGUAGAGGUAACAUAUCAUGCAUUAUGACUGAAUGUCCUGAUCAGGUAAGGAUGAAUGCUCAGGUAGUGACACCCUCCGCCCCCUGAGCGCUGCUGUUCAUACGUGUUGAAACGUACGUACAUGAGUGAGAAUGUACGAUAGUGUCAAGGUGAGGCAAGGCAUCUGAAGGACACUCUGGAUGGUGCUGAGACAAACGUGGUCCUCCCUCUCUCACCUGCAGGACAGGAAGCCCCGCCCUCCACAUGCAGCCAUACUCUACUCUCUGAUGUCACUUUGUACAGUAGAGCUCAGCGAUCACCACCAGUGCAGCUCCUUCCUGUUUGGUUUUCAUCCAGUUAUAGCUUAUUGUUGAAAGCGUGAAAGGCUCCGGCAGCUCAGAAACCCCAGCGUCGGAGUGACCUUGCCACAAUUUAUGGCAUUUUACUGAAAGCAACAGCAGCUAAAUUAACUAACGAGAUUUCUUUUUAUUUGACAGGAGGCUUGGAAUUGUAAGGGUUUAUUUGACUGUUUUAAUCAAAGUUACAUCAGCAUGACUGCCUGAACAAUAUCACCAUUCUUUUCACUGGAAUAGUGGGAAAAUCUGCAUAACACAACUUACAAUGCCAACGUUUCUGCACUAGUGUGUCUUUUAUGUAGUGAAACAGAAAGUAAAGUCGGGGUGGUAUAUAGAUUUAAGCAAGUGUUUUAGUUGCCUAAGAGUACCCAGACCUUAAAGGAUUAUUAUGGUUUUUAUCACCGUUUGGAUCUUUGUUCAUAGAUAGACAAUAAUAUUUUUACUGUUCCCCUUCAUUUUCCGUUUGUCUGACUGCCCGUGCUUUUUGGACUAUUGCACUUCCAAUAACUUUGAAUGUUAUUGUAAAUUGACGGUCGAUAGACCCAAUUUGUAAUAAACAAGGAGUAUCAUUUACCUUGAGCUUAACCACACGUUCCACAAUAAUCUUUCUGUAACACAAAAUAAGUAUUGAACAUUAGCGUUUCAUGCUCAGAAGCUUUGUCACAAAAUCAAGGGUUUUCUGGAGCCGUCUGUCAAGGUUUUUUGUGGCAAUAGUUUUGAACUUUCAGAACAAAAAACCAAAUGACUUUAUAGCUUCAUGUUUGAUGUUCAGUGUCUCUGCAGUAGAACUCUUAUAACUCCAAGCUAAUAAAACGUUGCUGCUGUAGUUUCUGAAUCUGAACCUUUGGUAGCUCAAAAUGUCAGAUCGGUGGCCUCAGGUGGAAGAAAAGAUGCAAAUACACAAAAUAUUUCUACUCUGGUUGUCCACUGUAAAAUGAAAUAUCACUAAAACAGGUUUCUGGGUUCUGUGAAACAGAUCUACACAAAAGUUUCAUUACUCGAAGGUCUUAAAAAGUGCUGAAACGGCAUCCGAACUCUCUGAUUGGAGAAUAAUUGUUCAGAAUCAUGACUACAUGUCGAUGUAGUUGUAGAUCUGCUGUCAUCUCUGUUCAUUGUGAUAGUUACUGUUGUGAAGAAUAAUAUUGAGCUGUAGAGUGAUAUGGUCUUACUGCCUGAUGUGCAUCAUAUCCAACAUCGAUCAAAGUCUUAGAAAUGUGCCAACAAACUGGAAAAGUUUGGACUUUUUUUCAACAUGAACUUCUUCAGAGAAUGUGGAUCUGUUUUAAUCUGAUUGAUGUGUUUAAUCUGAUCAACUGUGAGCAGACAAAGCAUCUCAUCUUUGCUGUGCGUUCACUGCUGUCUGUUUGCGUGUUGUCGUUGACAAUAUUCAGUGUAAGCCUCUGAUGGACUGUGUGCAACAACCUGCUGUUUGUUUUAACUGUCCGAUCCAGUUUGUGUCAGUGCAGUUCAAAGGACAAAAACUAAAGGACAAAAAUCUAUAUGAAGAAGUAUAUUUAUAUUGUCUUAUUGUGCACCUGUUUUGUUCAGGUGUCUUAUCUAAGUGUCACUAUUAAAAGUGUUUUUAAAGCA